This is a messenger RNA of Diprion similis, 1300 nucleotides long. RefSeq names its product iodotyrosine deiodinase 1 (gene Iyd). Bases 263 to 1162 code for a protein of 299 amino acids. The transcript has 5 exons. NCBI's taxonomy places the organism in Eukaryota, Metazoa, Arthropoda, Insecta, Hymenoptera, Diprionidae. Gene Ontology annotation, molecular function: oxidoreductase activity. The record is from RefSeq and is a predicted model, not a curated record.
CAGACCUUCGACUAGCGAACGACGCACUCGCGGAAGCCGCGUUUCUGGUUCAAAAAUAGACUCGAUCUCACGUGGUCAUCCUGAUCGGCUCUAAUUACCGCCUAAUCUUGUCUCACCUUGAAGGUAUACUUACACCGGCUACAAAUUUCCUCUGAAUCACGGUGCAGCUGUUUUUCUACACACCGUAUAAUGACACGCACAUAUAAUAUGUAUGAAUGUUGGCGAAUACGUAUGUGGAUAUCACUGCCGUUGAAAGCGUGACAUGAUUUUGCAGAGCCUUCCGUUCUUUGCCAAUUACUGGCAUUACCUUGUCAUCAGCUUAGUCUCUUUUCUUCUUUUCAACACUUUUGCUCGGUCAUCGAGGGUAGCGAAAACUGCCAGAAAGAUACUGGAGCAGGAUCAAGAUGAAUCGGAAUCCUUGAACGAUGAACAAGGAGCAGAUGAGAACGAUGGAGAACAUUCGGCUGAUGACAAUGACGACGAACCUGCUCUACCCAGGGACCUGGAACAUGUGCCUUACAUUUACACAAGGCCUUCCGAAGAGCAGCUAAUUCACAGGGCGCGGGAGUUUUAUCAGGUUGCUUCUGCUAGACGUACGAUUAGAUUCUUCAGUCCAGAUCCUGUACCAAAAGAAGUAAUUCGGGAAAUUGUUAAAUCCGCAGGUACUGCUCCCAGUGGAGCGCACACCGAGCCCUGGACUUUUGUGGCAGUAUCGGACCCUCGGACAAAGGCUGCAAUCAGGGAAAUUGUUGAGAAGGAGGAAGAAAUUAAUUAUAAAAAACGAAUGGGGAAAAAAUGGACAACCGAUUUACAGCCACUUCGAACCGAUUGGAUAAAGGAAUAUUUGACCAUCGCGCCGUACCUGAUUUUGGUUUUUAAACAAAUAUACAGCGUCGGGCCUGAUGGAAAGAGAAAGAUUCACUAUUAUAACGAAAUUAGUGUUUCUAUUGCGUGUGGCAUACUUCUCACAGCAAUACAGAGCACUGGAUUGGUAACACUAACAUCAACUCCAUUGAAUUGUGGACCGGCGCUUCGUAAGCUCUUGAAUCGUCCUGCAUCUGAGAAAUUGACCCUGCUACUUCCGGUUGGCUAUCCAGCCAGAGAUGCAACAGUGCCCAACCUUCGUCGGAAAUCGCUGUCAGAAAUUCUUGUUGAAAUAUGAAACUCCGCUAACGAACUUUGAGACAUUUUUAUACUGACCAAGUUACUACGUAACACUUAUCGCGUACUCUAACAUUCAAAAUGUAGCUGUAGUUUUCUUGUAAUUAUUUUGAAUAAAAUCGAACCAUGUAAUGCAAAA